GGCAGCGGGGGGAUGGCAUGGGCUUGAAGGUCCUUCCCAUCCCAAGCCAUUCUUGGACUGAAUGACAGAUCCGAUCCUGCCAUCCCGGGGCUGGAGCCACCGCGCUGCUGCUUUUCUUUCCGGUCCCCGGCACAGUUUACAAGCAGUGACUCUUUCAUCAGCGCUCAGUGUCCCUGGGCUCCAAACUGGCCGGGCAGGAGCCGCUGGGCACAAUCCCCCUCUCUGGACUGUUCUCUGAAUAUUCUCUACAGUCUGACACAGUGCUCCUGUUAAAUCUGCACUCAAAGAGCUUUUUUUCACCCCCAGCGAUGCCUCAGGUUCAAGUUGCGACUUGUCCCUCUUCUAACUUUGCAGUGAUUCAAGAUAUGGAGAGUGGAAGCAACUGGAAUGGUAGGAAUGCAGAGGAGUCCCUGAGUCUCCAGGACGGAACAGAAAAAAGGAAUAUACACAAAAUGAUCCUCGGGAAAUGUCAGGCUCUAGGCAAUUGGUUCAGAUCCCGCCGAGUGCUGACUGUGCUCCUGGUGUCGUCUGUGCUUCUGAACGUGGCUUUGGUGGUGGCUGUGCUGUCAGGAAAAAGUCAUGGAGAGAUUCCAGUUACACCUAAGGAUCCAUGCUUUGUGCCUUCUCUUGAGGCCUGGGAUCAGCACAACAGCGUCUGUUACUACCUCUUGAACGAUGAGGGGACCUGGGAGCAGGCUCAGAAUCGAUGCUCUGAGCUCGGGGCCUCCCUGGCCGUGCUCAGUGACAAGGCAAUGGACCACCUCCUCUCUCCCUCCCAGGACCAAGUCUUCCGCCUCACAGGCAACCUGGAUUACUGGCUCGGGCUGCGGAGACGGGGCGAGAGGUUUCAGUGGGUGGACGGCAGCAGCUACAACUCCUCGCUGGAGGUCCUUGGCAAUUCAGAGUGUGUGUACCUGGCGGAAAAUAAACUCAGGAGUGAGGACUGUUCAACACAGCGGGCAUAUCUCUGCAGCAAACCCCAAACUCCCUCACCUGUAAUGGAAGUGAGGGAGAAAGGACCUUCUCCAUCCUGAAGACUCACAGCUUUCCUUCUUCCACUAGCACAGGGAUGUCCUUCCACAGAUGAACAUUUGCUUUGUGACACAUCUCAGCACAACCUCAGGAACCUCGAUGCCUUUUGUCAUUGUCACCUCAGUAGCUGGUCUCAAGGAGGUGAACCUGCAGCGAGGGGAGAUGAUGUGGAAGUGGACGUGUGCCUUUGUGGACUAGGGGUUUCUUUCUCCAGAAGUCUUCCUCAUUCUCUAUUUAUAUUUACUUUAUAUUUAUACUCUAACAGUUUACACUACAUGCACUGUAUUCAAGCACUAGAGUGCCUGAAUGUGCUCGUGUAAAGUAUUUUUCCAUUGCUGAAUGCUACUUGAAUCAAUGAAUGUGAACCCAGGAUGUCCUGAUUGUGGCCCCAGCAGAGUUACUGUAUCAGUGCUGCUGCUCUGCUUCUCUCUUCUUCUCUUUUUUUACUCAUUUGUAUUAAAGUUUGUACGACCCCA
This is a messenger RNA of Chiroxiphia lanceolata (lance-tailed manakin), 1508 nucleotides long. Its product is annotated as early activation antigen CD69-like. The transcript is spliced from 5 exons. Bases 309 to 1034 code for a protein of 241 amino acids. NCBI's taxonomy places the organism in Eukaryota, Metazoa, Chordata, Aves, Passeriformes, Pipridae. The record is from RefSeq and is a predicted model, not a curated record.